This is a messenger RNA of Vollenhovia emeryi, 936 nucleotides long. RefSeq lists its product as uncharacterized. The record is from RefSeq and is a predicted model, not a curated record. The coding region runs from base 1 to 936 and encodes 311 amino acids. NCBI's taxonomy places the organism in Eukaryota, Metazoa, Arthropoda, Insecta, Hymenoptera, Formicidae. Gene Ontology annotation, molecular function: catalytic activity. The transcript has a single exon.
AUGAGCCAAUUCGCCGUCGAAAAUAAAAUUGGUGUCUGCUAUUUUUCGGAGCCCUGGAAAGUUCCGACGAACCACCCAUAUUGGUUCUUUAGCGCAGACGCGGACGCGUCUGCGACUAUUGUUUUUGAUCCGGACUUUGUGGGCCCGGGAUGUUCCGUUUUCUAUCGAUCCGAUAACAUUGUUGGUGUCCUAACUAAAGGCCUGUACAUAAUUUCGGUAUAUAUUUCACCGAAUACCUCAACGGCUACCUUUCUCAAUUUUGCGGAUCGUCUUUGUGACGCAAUUGAAAUGUCCGCUGGUCCUGUCAUUGUAAGCGGUGAUUUUAAUUCAAAAUCGACUCUGUGGGGAGCUGCGGUGUCGAACCGGCGCGGCGAGAUCCUUGCGAGGCUGGCGGACCAGUUUGACUUGGUUCUGUUGAAUCAGGGAACCGCGCCGACGUGUGUUCGGCCACAGGGUUCCUCCGUGGUGGACCUUACCUGGGCCUCUUCCGCGUGCGCUGGUCGCGUCAUGAACUGGCACGUGAACAAGAGUGUGGAAACCCUAUCGGAUCACAGGGCGAUCCUUUUCUCGUUUGAUUCAAGCAAUGCGAGGACGGACAUUGGCCUUGCACCCCGAGUGUAUCCUCGUUGGUCGUUCGCUGGGUUGGAUGAGGACCUUUUAUGCUCUACGUUUGAAUUUCUGAGCUCUGGUAUAUCGGAGGAUGACUCCCCGGGGAAUUUGGCUGCGGCGGUUUGUGGAUACAUGGCUAAUGCCUGUGAUGUGGCGGCACGCAAGUCCGGCCCUAGAACACUGAGGCGUGCGGUCUAUUGGUGGAACGAGGAGAUCGCGAAUCUCAGACGGGUCUGCACGGUUGCCCGCAGGAAAUUUUCCAGAGCAGGGCGUAAUCACUCAGACGAGGAACGCCGGGUUUUGGAGUUGAGUUAUCGGGAUGCAUAG